AGCUCAUCACCAUCAUCACCGUCUCCAUUGGCUGGUGUAUUUGAGAGAACUUACUCGGUCGCACGAAUUGCAUCGAAAUCGGUCGCUUCAUCCAGCGCUGCAGUUCAAGUUCAGCAAUCGUUACUUCCAAACGACUGAAGUGAAACUUUACCAGAGCUCAAGCUCGUACAAUUGCGCGCUGCAACGUCCACUUGCAGAAUACCCGCUUCGUCAUAAGCGCUUGAGUCAAAUUCAUCAACUUGCAGACCUCGAAAAUUCUCAGUCCUCUGUCAAUCCCUCGCCGGACCUUUUGGACAAGAAACCGUCUGCGGACUUAACCACCUCGUUCGUGGAUUCAAACGCGACUUUUGAUAUAGCGAGAGAAGAGACAAGGAAAAACCGAAAGCACAGCAUAAGAAAAUACCCGUAUCGCCCGCGGAAACAAAUUCUCCGAAAAACCGUUUUCAAAGUUUAAAGACAUACGUCAAGAUGAAGCUCGUUAGAUUUCUCAUGAAAUGCGCCAACGAGACGGUGACUAUUGAAUUGAAGAAUGGAACCAUUCUUCACGGCACCAUCGCCUCGGUCACCCCUCAGAUGAACACUGCCCUGCGUGCCGUCAAAAUGACACCCAAGGGUCGCGACCCCAUCUCGCUCGACACCAUCAACGUCCGCGGCUCCACCAUCCGGUACUAUAUACUACCGGACUCGCUCCCUCUCGAUACGCUGCUUAUCGACGACGCGCCCAAGCCUAAGAACAAGGCGCGCAAAGAAGCCGAGCGAGGCGGCGGCGGCGUCGGCGGCGGCCCCCGUGGCGGUCGGGGCGGACCUCGUGGUCGCGGAAGAGGCAGAGGACGAGGACGCGGUGGAAGAGGAUUCUAAGCCUGUUACUUUUCAACUCCUUGAUUGAUGUUGCUGUACCCCUUUUCCUUUUUAUCACAUCUCUUUAUCACACCUUUUCACCUUUCCAUCUCCGCCGUAUCGCAUCAUCCUCACCCCUCACUUCCCUUGGCUCCAGGAAUUCCUUCUGGCUUGUUCGCUUUUCGCCUCGUCGAGCGACUAGUUUAUCUACGUCAUUUCUCUUUCCUCCAUUUUCAUUUUUUUCUUUGUCUUUUCCUUCUCUUUUUUUUU
This is a messenger RNA of Xylona heveae TC161, 1107 nucleotides long. RefSeq names its product Sm-like ribonucleo protein. Gene Ontology annotation, molecular function: RNA binding. The transcript is spliced from 3 exons. The record is from RefSeq and is a predicted model, not a curated record. Gene Ontology annotation, biological process: spliceosomal snRNP assembly; RNA processing. Gene Ontology annotation, cellular component: pICln-Sm protein complex; spliceosomal tri-snRNP complex; U5 snRNP. Lineage: Eukaryota; Fungi; Ascomycota; Xylonomycetes; Xylonales; Xylonaceae. Bases 469 to 858 code for a protein of 129 amino acids.